UUGUUUGUGUGGGUUUAUCCAAUUAUCGUAGCCCUUACCAUACCCUAAUUUUUAUUUCUUCAAAUCGCGCGCGCUUCUCACUUCUACUUUCCUCCUCCUCCGACGACCUCGCCGGACAUUCUCGUGGCGGCGUCCCAUUUCGCCGCAGCUUCCCUCUCUCUACUGGAAUCUGACUGGAAUCUGAGAGAGAGAAAAUUCCUAAACCUUAAAUUCUAAAACCCUAAUUCACCUGUCGAGUUCGUAGCACAGUCACAGCCAUGUAUGGCGGUGAUGAAGUAUCAGCUAUUGUAAUUGACUUGGGUUCACACACGUGUAAAGCUGGUUAUGCCGGUGAAGAUGCUCCCAAGGCCGUGUUUCCGUCUGUUGUUGGAGCAAUUGAUCAAAUGGAUGUUGAUGAAGCAGAUGAUGAUGCUGAGAAGAACUCUGCCUCAGUUGGGGAAUCAAAGAAUAAUCUUAGAAAUGCUGAUUCUGACAAGGCUAAGGGAAAGAGGAAAUUGUUUGUAGGAUCACAGUCGUUGGGGUACCGUAGAGAUCAUAUGGAGGUGCUGUCUCCAUUUAAGGAUGGAAUUGUAGCUGAUUGGGAUAUUGUUGAUAGCAUAUGGGAUCAUGCCUUCAGGGAGUGCCUAUUGAUUGAUCCUAAAGAGCAUCCUAUGCUCCUGGCAGAACCUUCUUCAAACUCUCAACAGCAGAGAGAAAGGACGGCAGAGCUUAUGUUUGAGAAGUACAAAGCGCCUGCAUUGUUUUUGGCGAAGAAUGCUGUUCUGACUUCCUUUGCUUCAGGGCGUGCUACAUCAUUGGUUGUUGAUGGUGGUGGAGGGUCAACUACAAUUGCACCAGUACACGAUGGUUAUGUUCUUCAGAAGGCUGUGGCAACUUCUCCAAUUGGAGGAGAAUUUCUUACAGAUUGCUUGAUGAAAAGCUUGGAAAGCAAGGGUAUUACGAUGAAACCGCGCUAUUCCUUUAGGAGAAAGGAAAUACGCCCCGGAGAGUUUCAGACGGUAGAUCUUGAUUUUCCAAAUACAACUGAAAGCUACAAACUCUAUUCACAGAGGGUGAUUGCUAGUGAUGUCAAGGAAUGUGUGUGCCGUGCUCCAGAUACUCCUUACGAUGAGAGUGCAUAUUCAAACAUCCCAAUGACCUCGUAUGAGCUUCCUGAUGGCCAGACAAUUGAAAUUGGAGCUGACAGAUUUAAGAUUCCAGAUGUUCUUUUCAAUCCGUCACUGGUUCAGUCAAUUCCUGGCAUGGAGAGCUUUGCUGAAAUUGCUCCUUCAGUUCGUGGCCUUCCUCAAAUGGUCAUUGAAAGCAUUAACAAGUGUGAUGUAGACAUUCGAAGAGAGUUGUUUAGUAGUAUACUGCUUGCUGGUGGUACAGCUUCAAUGCAACAACUGAAGGAACGACUUGAGAAAGACUUGCUAGAGGAGUCUCCUCAAGCUGCCAGAGUAAAAGUAUUGGCCAGUGGGAAUGCUACUGAAAGAAGGUUUAGUGUUUGGAUAGGGGGUAGUAUACUGGCAUCUCUUGGUUCCUUCCAGCAAAUGUGGUUCUCCAAAUCCGAGUAUGAGGAGCAUGGAGCUUCAUAUAUCCAAAGGAAGUGUCCAUGAGUUGGUGUUUUACAAGUUUAUUUCACUGCCUUUUAUGUUGGUGACUUGAGGAAGUGCUAUGAACGCUGAAGUAGUGUUUGACUAAUGGAUUUUGUUUUCUAUUUGAUGGCCAUUCCCAUUAGAUCCCAUUCUAACUAAAUUAUUGGCUUCAAUUGAAUCACUAAUCUGUAAUGAUGUAAAGUGUGCCUAGAGUCUGUAACAAUGCCUUAUUUAUCAAAUUAGAUUUAUCUUCUGUGUACCUCUUUUCUAUUUUUCUUUGGUAAAUGCGAAUAUUUUAUCUGGUCUUUGAACUUCUGAAA
Vigna unguiculata (cowpea) is the source of this 1897-nucleotide messenger RNA. Its product is annotated as actin-related protein 4-like. The record is from RefSeq and is a predicted model, not a curated record. Lineage: Eukaryota; Viridiplantae; Streptophyta; Magnoliopsida; Fabales; Fabaceae.